AAGUAUCGUUGUAUUUCUUGUUCUUAGCUUCUUUAAAUUAACAGAUCAAAAAUCAAGAAAUGGAGGGCCUCAGCAGCGCACCAAUUUGUAAUAUCUAUUGCAAGGCUGCACCAACCCUGUUCGUCAGCAUGAGAAAUGGCAAGGUGGCCUUGGCUCCGGCAAAUGCCAAUGAUAAGUAUCAGCAAUGGUACAAAGUUGAGAAGAGCCAAGGAAACAAUAACGAGGGCUCUUGCUUUUCUUUGGUUAACAAAGCCACUCUGCAUGCCAUCAAGCACCCUGCUGUCAAUCGACCUGUGGAAGUAACUUCUUACUCAUGCGCUUGCAAUACCAAUGAUGAGCCUAUACUAUGGACCGAGUGCACCGUGGGCGAUGCAGAUGGUUACAAAUCUAUAACAAUGGUUAAUAACACUAAGCUGUGUUGGGAUGUUAAUGGUGGCGAUGUAAAGGACGGUGCUUCUAUUGGAAUCGAUUAUUGGGUUGGAAAAGAUAUUGAGCGCUGGCUCAUUGCACCAUGUGGUGAGUUAAUUUUUCAUUAAUUUUUUUAAAAUAUAGAUAGACAAAAUUAGUGCCAUUUAGUUUUUCUAAUUCAAUAAAUCAAUUUUAAAUCC
Molecule: messenger RNA, 608 nt
Organism: Rubroshorea leprosula
Lineage: Eukaryota; Viridiplantae; Streptophyta; Magnoliopsida; Malvales; Dipterocarpaceae
Source: the annotation of a GenBank genome assembly